Messenger RNA from Zychaea mexicana, 2767 nucleotides. RefSeq lists its product as uncharacterized. Gene Ontology annotation, cellular component: cytosol. NCBI's taxonomy places the organism in Eukaryota, Fungi, Mucoromycota, Mucoromycetes, Mucorales, Lichtheimiaceae. Gene Ontology annotation, biological process: IMP salvage; AMP metabolic process. Gene Ontology annotation, molecular function: AMP deaminase activity. The record is from RefSeq and is a predicted model, not a curated record. The coding region runs from base 82 to 2652 and encodes 856 amino acids. The transcript has 14 exons.
CGCCGCUCAAAACGCGUAUUUUUUCAUUUCUCCCUUCCGUACCUCCGUUCACUUCUUUUUUCACUUUUCCCCAUUUUACUCAUGGCGAAUUCUGUGCCAGGCUCUGAAACUUCUUCGGUUUCAAAUAGUCCUCUUCCUGAAGAAGCUAACAACUAUGGUGCUGAUCAAAAGACGCCGUUUUUCGAAUACCACCAUCGCAUGUCGAUCCAAAACCAUGACAGCAAAUAUUUUGGUCAGAACUUGCCUCCUACCGGUGGACCUUCUGGCAUUGACUCCGAUGCAAGCACACCUGUUGACGAUCAACCUCCUGCUGUUCCACGACCUGCCGUCAUUCCUCCCGCAGCAACUGGCACACCGACAACAACAUUUACAACGACUGACGACAGUAACGGAUCAGUGCCUGCCAGCAGCGACACUGUCGAGGAACUGCACGAUUUUGUAAAUGAUACGCAAGAUGCGGCCGUCACUGCCGAGCUGCGUGGGCUUUAUGAAACGUUGCAGACAUGUCUUGACCUGCGGGAAAAGUACAUGAGACGUUCCUGCCAGCGCUUAGAAGACGAUCCCAGGAACAGGGAUGACUGGAACAUUUAUCCAGCUCCACCCCAGCCAUCAUGGCCAUUGCCAUCGCCUGAAGAAAUUACUCGUCGAAAGGAAAAGGAAAAGAAGCGUGAGGCCGAUCCAAUUGGCGCUGUGGGUAGCGACUUUUCAUUUGAAGAAUGCGAAAUUCCUGGCGACCAUGAGUUUACGUUUGGCAUGGGAUCCGAAGGCUUUUACCAAGUGUACCAAACCGAAAAAGAUCAAUUCGAUGAAAAGCCAUUAUAUGAUAUCCCAAGCCGAAAGGAGUUUUUCCAGGACAUGGACUUGGUCCUAGGUACAAUCAGCGAUGGUCCAGCCAAGAGUCUUGCUUUUCGAAGAUUACGGUACCUGGAUGGAAAAUGGCAAAUGUACACUUUGCUGAACGAGUUUCAAGAACUUGCCGACUCUAAGAGGGUACCCCAUAGAGAUUUUUACAACGUGCGUAAAGUUGAUACUCACGUUCACCAUUCCAGCUGCAUGAACCAAAAGCAUUUGUUGCGUUUCAUCAAAUCAAAGAUGAAGAAGUCACCCGAUGAUGUGGUUAUCUAUCGUGAUGGGCAGCACUUGACUCUUAAAGGCGUAUUCGAAAGUCUGAACUUGACAGCAUAUGAUCUUAGCAUUGAUACUCUUGAUAUGCACGCCCACAAGGACUCUUUUCAUCGUUUCGAUAAGUUUAACCUGAAAUACAAUCCAAUUGGAGAAAGCAGAUUGCGUGAGAUUUUUAUGAAGACCGAUAAUUACAUCCAAGGAAGAUAUCUUGCAGAAAUCACAAAGGAGGUAGUAUCGGAUUUAGAGUCUUCCAAGUAUCAAAUGGUCGAGUAUCGUGUAUCGAUUUAUGGAAGAUCAAAGGAUGAAUGGGACAAGUUAGCCAAGUGGGUCGUAAACAAUGGAUUAUUUUCACCUAACGUACGUUGGCUGGUGCAAAUACCUCGCUUGUACAAUAUCUACAAAUCAUCCAAUUCUGUCGACAGUUUCCAUGACAUCGUUCGCAACGUUUUUGAGCCUUUGUUUGAGGUCACCAAAAAUCCUUCGAACCAUCCAGAACUACAUAUUUUCCUGCAACGUGUCGUUGGCUUUGACUCGGUCGAUGACGAAUCCAAACCAGAAAGACGCAUGUUUAAAAAAUUCCCGACACCAAGUGAGUGGGAUAGCAAGCAUAACCCACCUUAUAGCUACUAUCUAUACUACAUGUACGCCAAUGUCUCUUCUUUGAACAACUGGCGCAAAUCCCGUGGCUUCAGCACCUUUGUACUUCGUCCUCACUGUGGUGAAGCAGGUGACACAGAGCAUCUUACUGCGGCAUUUUUAACAUCUUUUGGUAUCAGUCAUGGUAUUCUAUUGCGUAAAGUACCUGCAUUGCAGUACUUGUAUUACCUAGCACAGAUUGGUAUUGCCAUGUCACCCCUUUCGAACAAUGCCUUGUUCUUGACGUAUGAGCGUAACCCACUUCCUCAAUUUUUCCAACGCGGUCUGAACAUUUCAUUGUCUACCGACGAUCCCUUGCAGUUUCAUUUUACGAAAGAACCGCUCAUUGAGGAGUAUAGCGUUGCAGCACAGAUUUGGAAGUUGUCGCCGACCGACAUGUGUGAAUUGGCACGUAACUCUGUUAUUCAAAGUGGCUGGGAAAGUCGUGUGAAAAAGCAUUGGAUUGGUAGAAAAUGGUACAAGAAAGGCGUGGAAGGAAACGAUAUGCAGAGGACCAAUGUACCCGAUAUCCGCGUCAAGUACCGUUACGAUGUGCUCAUGGGAGAAUUGGACAUGUUGAGACGCUACGCACCGCGUCAAUCCAUCGACGCUACACGCGCAGGUGAAGUUGGUGUGCUCAAGCAUGAUAUGGUGGGUGCGGCUGGAUUGCAAUCAGGACCACAACUGCAACAGCAAAUCCACCACUCGCGCGGAGAGCAACAGCAACAAGAGGCAUCGCAACAAGGACAGCAGCAGGCUUCUGCAGGAGAGAAUACUUCGGCAGCCAAGGUCAUUUGGAAAGAGUCUCCAUUCCCCGGUGUUGGUGUGGUUGCAGAACGUGCACGACGUCGUCACGCUCCAAAUCACCAUGAAGACCAGCAACAUCAAUAACAGUAGAUUUAGCAGUAGUAGUGGUAUAUUGUACUUGAGUGUUUUUACUACUUAGCAACUUACCUAGCGACCAGCAAUAAAUUACAUAAGCCAACCUAUGCACUCAGUUCUGUUA